AUGGAAGACCCUUUUUACGAAGUGAAAGCUGAUGCUUCGGCUCAAAUGGAAAAUGUCCGCAAACUAUUUGGAUCAUUCAUGAAGAAUCGAAACGCAGGGAUUCCAGCACCAAACACAGAGCUUUCAUUUGCAAUUGAAGAGCUGAAUGAAACAUUAGCAGAUUUGAAAGGAGCUAUAGAGAUUGCGAUGAACAACUCUGAACGAUAUGGUUUGGACGAGCAAGAAUUGACAGCAAGAAGGAAGUUUAUUACAGACCUCGAUGUUGAAUUAAAUAAUAUCAGCUUACAAAUGAAGGCAGCUCCAAGUGUUGCUGUAAACACAGAGCCCUAUAGCACGGACAUGGCAAAGACAGCAUUGACCGAAGACGACCGCCAGUCUCGAAGACAGAUGCAGGAACAAUUAUAUGACCAACAGGAUGUUAUGUUAGAUGGAGUGUAUGAUACCGUUGGUAAUAUACGUGGCCUAGCUCAAGUGAUGGGUCAAGAGUUGGGAGAGCAAUCGAACAUUAUAGAUACACUUGAUCAUACAAUAGAAAACACGAAUCAUAAACUGCGUCGAGGAAUGAAAAGAUUAAAGGAUUUUACAGUUUCCAGUGCCGAUUCAAGGUCGGGUUGUUGCAUUACUGUCUUAAUCUUCGUAUUAUUAGUUUUGCUUGUACUCAUUAUUCUUUUGUAA
This is a messenger RNA of Schizosaccharomyces osmophilus, 675 nucleotides long. RefSeq names its product SNARE Tlg1 (gene tlg1). Bases 1 to 675 code for a protein of 224 amino acids. The transcript has 3 exons. The record is from RefSeq and is a predicted model, not a curated record. Gene Ontology annotation, biological process: Golgi vesicle transport. Lineage: Eukaryota; Fungi; Ascomycota; Schizosaccharomycetes; Schizosaccharomycetales; Schizosaccharomycetaceae. Gene Ontology annotation, cellular component: membrane.